Messenger RNA from Tachyglossus aculeatus (Australian echidna), 4800 nucleotides. It is a transcript of the gene SERAC1, whose product is annotated as serine active site containing 1. The record is from RefSeq and is a predicted model, not a curated record. The coding region runs from base 145 to 2106 and encodes 653 amino acids. NCBI's taxonomy places the organism in Eukaryota, Metazoa, Chordata, Mammalia, Monotremata, Tachyglossidae. The transcript is spliced from 18 exons.
CACGUGCCCGCGGUUGGGUGAGCGCCGGGGAGCCCCGCGAAUUUGACAGAUUGUAGCCCUUGUACUACACACUUGAAGACUUUCCUCUGCAUGUUUUCCACUUUUCUGGCCUGUUUCCUGUUGAUUCAAGUGUGAAGGCCCAGAAUGUCCCUGGCAGCUUAUUGCACUAUUUGUUGUAGAAGAAUAGGAAGCUCUACUUCCUCUUCCAAAAGCGAUCUCCAGUGGAAAGAUAUCCGAAAUAUUGCAAAGCUUACAGGAUCAUGUUUUUUAGGGGGCUCUUUGUUUAUCACAUAUGAAAUUCUGGCCCUGAAGAAGGCUGUAACACUAGAUACACAAGUAGUGGAAAAAGAAAAAUUGAAGUCAUACAUAUAUGUGGAAACAAUUUCUUUAAAUCCAAGAGAAGAACUGGGAAUCACACACCAGGCAAGGAAGGAACUUCACCGAGCACUGAGAAAAGUGUUGGCAACACCAGCUAAAAUAUUCCGGAACCCUUUUGAUGGCCACUUCAGUUCAGCAGAUUUAGAAGAUCACGAAUGUACCUUGUGGUUCCUCCUGAAGAAGAGUCAGUCAGAUGACAGAAUGGUUCGAUUGCAGGCUGUGAAACAAAUGACGGAGAACAGUCACUGGCAGGAUUACCAAUAUAGGACUGUUGCUCAAGCCUGCGACAUGAGAACUACUAUUGGUUUGGCCCGAAGCAGGGAUACUGAUCUUCGCUUUUUCCUGUCACCACCUCAUCUGCCAAAGGAUUACUCCAUUGAAGAGGAACUCCAAAAGCUGCUGGCAUCUCUACCCCAGACUGAGCUUGAUCAGUGCAUCCAGUACUUCACAUCUUUGGCUCUGAAGGAAAGCAGUCAGGCCUUAGCAGCCCAGAGGGGUGGCUUGUGGUGUUUUGGAGGCAGUGGACUUCCUUAUGCAGAGAGUUUGAGCGAAGUCCCUUCAGCAACAGCCGAAAUGUUCUGUUUAGAAGCCUUGGUCAAACAUUCUGAGGUGUCGGCUCACUGCGAUAAAAUUGAAGCAAAUGGAGGCCUGCAGCUACUCCAGAGGAUAUACGAACUUCAUAAGGAGAGCCCCAAAAUCCAGAGAAACAUAGUUCGCAUCAUUGGGAAUAUGGCUUUGCAUGAAAAUCUUCAUUCAGCUAUAGUACGCUCAGGCUGGGUGUCCAUAUUGGCUGAAGCCAUGAAGUCUCCUCAUGUAAUUCAAGCGUCACACGCUGCCAGAGCUCUGGCUAACCUGGACAGGGAAACGGUGCAGGAGAAGUACCUGGAUGGUGUGUUUGUGCUCCAUCCCCAAUGUCGCAGCAGUCAGCCUAUUAAAGCAGAUGUCCUCUUUAUUCAUGGCCUUUUGGGAGCAGCAUUCAAAACUUGGCGUCAACAGGACAGUGAUCAAUCACAGAAUGAAAAAAUAUCAGAGGAAAAAGAGGGCUAUACACAAUGUUGGCCUAAGACAUGGCUAGCUACAGACUGCCCUGCUCUUCGGAUUAUAUCUGUGGAAUACGAUACCCAGCUGAGUGAUUGGAAGGCAAAAUGCCCUGUUGAGAACCACAGGAAGUCCAUUGCUUAUAGAAGCAACGAACUUCUUAACAAACUCAAAGCUGCUGGUGUUGGGGACAGGCCGGUGAUAUGGAUAUCACACAGUAUGGGAGGACUUCUAGUCAAAAAGAUGCUGGUGGAAGCGUCUAAGAACCCCGAAAUGAACCCCCUCAUAAACAAUACACGAGGAAUCAUUUUCUACAGUGUCCCUCACCAUGGAUCCCAGCUGGCUGAGUACUCGGUCAAUGUUCGCUAUCUUCUCUUUCCCUCGGUUGAAGUCAAAGAACUCAGCAAAGAUUGUCCUGCUCUGAAAAAACUGCACAACGACUUUCUGACAUUUGCUCAGGACAGAAACUUCCAAGUGUUAAAUUUUGUGGAGACGUUACCCACUCGCAUCGGGAGCAUGAUUAAACUGCACGUGGUACCAGUGGAAUCAGCAGAUUUGGGCAUUGGAGACCUGAUCCCAGUGGAGGUAAACCAUCUCAAUAUCUGCAAGCCCCAGAAGAAGGACACUUUCUUAUACCAGCGUACUUUGAAGUUCAUCCGUGACUCAUUAGCUAGGGAUCUCAAAAACUAACCCACCCACACCAACGGCUCUUUUCAUCUCUGCCUCAUGGAACUGUUCGAGUAAGUUCAGCAAAUAUGCUGUUCAGGUGAUCUAGCUGCCCUGUGAUGUGGAGCAGCACAUCUGAGCUGGAGCCCAAACACAGCUGUGGUAAUAAAGAUAGGUGACUCUGCUUCCCCUUGGCUUUAAAGUCUCAUGUGUGGGUGUCCAGUGUGUGUUCCACCUAGUGGUAGUAUGGGUAGUGCAAGAGGUCAAGAACAACCUAAACUCUCUGCGUGGGCCACGGAGGGACUGAGUGAUAUGAAGGAACUUGUCUUAGGGGUAGGUCCACUAUGCUGAACUGAGGGGAAAGAGAAUGCAAUUUGCCUGUAGGCCUGAAAGUAUGAGGCUAAUUUUGUUGGGGUUUCAUGAUGUAGUAGGACAGCUUUGGCAUGGUGACUCAAACCUUGUAUGAUGCCUCAGAUGUAUCCGGCCCCACACUGGGGUUAUGUUCCUGACAGCCAUUACAAUGGAGCAGGGGAGGGAGGAAUCUGCUGAAGACGAUGCAGGAAUAGAUCUGAUUGCCACAACACUGAAGCUAUUCAACAGCCCUUUCUAACCUACAAGCUAUGAUAUCAUGGUUUUUCCACUAGAAGUAUCUGUAAAAAUAGCAACUAGCCACUUGCCCCCACUCUUUUUCUCUCCCAAACCCACAUCUUUAAUGACUUUGUUGGCUCACUCCCCUCUGUCUUCAAAUAUGCAUACAUCUUCCUGAGCCAAAAUUUUUUUAAAAAAUCCCUUCUCUGGAUCCCCUCUGCACCAUUCAGCUAUGGCUCCAUUUCCCUCUCCCUCCUCCUAUUCCUGUUCAAACUCCUCCAAUAGGUUUGUGUAUACCCAUGCUGCUUCCAUUUCCCUUCUACUGUCUGGUUUCCACUCACUUCACUACAUAUCACUGUCUCCAGGGUCAACAAACAACCUCCUCCUUGCCAAAUCUAAUGGACUCAAAUCUGUCCUAGUAAUCCCUCUUGACCUCUCAGCUGCCUUGGACACUGUCUCCAGGAGAAGGGAAUGGUUCGCAAUUGAAUUUCGCCUCCUCUAACACCAUUCUCACCUUGGGUCUCCUUGGGCCGAUCCUUCUUAGGCUUUAUUGCUGGCACUUCCUUUCCCUAACUCUCGGUGUUUCUCAAGACUCAGUUCUACGUCCAUUUCUUUCAAGCUCCACUCUCUCUUUUGGAGAACUCAUCUAUUCCCAUGAGUUCUACCAACUGUACCUACCACCUGUAUAUGAAUGAGCCCCAAAUCUACUUUGCCUAUCCUGACCCCUCUCUUCUUCUAUACCCAUGGCUUCACCUACCACCUGUAUGUGAUUAAGUCCCAAAUCGACUUUGUCUGUUCUGACCCAUCUCUUCAUCUCCAAUCUCGCAUUUCCUUCUACCUCCAAGACAUCUCUACAUGGAUAUUCCUCAGGCACUGCAAGCUCAUUAAGUUUAAAACCUGACCCCACCCUCACUACUAAAUCCUCUCCUCCACGAUUGACACCACCACCUUCCUCCCAGUAGUCCGGUAGUCUUGACUACUCCCUCUCCUUCAACCUACCUCCAAAUCUUCCUCUCCAUCAAAACAGCCACCAUUGCUGGUUCAGGCACUCAUCACAUCCCACCUUGACUUUCACUUCUCUCCAGUCCAUACUUCACCCUUGUGCCCAUAUCAUUUUUCUAAAAGAGUUCAGCACACAUCUCUCCACUCCUCAAAACCUUCCAGUUGCUGCCCAUUCCUCUGCACAUACAACAGGAACUCCUGGCCCUCAGCUUUAAGGUACUCCAUCAGCUUUCUCCCUCCUGAUUAUGGAUGCUCCUCUUCCAUUACACCCCAGCGUACAUGCCUCAUCCUCAUCACUGUGCGCCUUCUGCAUGCCUUUCUGUCAUCUUGCUCCCACUCUCCCUUCUGCCUGGAAUACCUUCCCCAUUGAGAUCCAGCAGACCACUACUCUCCCUGUCUUCAAAACCCUUCUGAAGUCACACAUCUUCCAGGAGACCUUCCCUGAUUAGUUUAUCAUCUCUCUACCUUAUGUUCCUCCAACUGCCUCUUCAGCUUUCACACAUUCACACAAGCCCCAGCACUUAUGUACAUAUCUUUACACUCUUCUUACCUCCUCUUAGCUGUAAUUUAAUUUAGUGUCUGGCUCCACCAUUAAAUUAUAACCUCUUUGAGGGUGGGAACAUAUUUUCUAAUUCUCCCAAGGGUUUCAUACAGUGCUGUGCACACAGUAGGUGCUCAGUGAAUAUAAGGGGAAAUACAUUUGCAUAUGACCAUCGGCUGAGAUCCCCAUUUAUUAUAUGGCUCUCCAUUCUUGUGAGCUAGAAUAUUUUCAUGGCUUGGGGGGCUUUUAUUUUUCCUGGUAUUCCUUCCAACAAUGUAAAAACGUAUAUUAGUCCUGCAUUCCAGGAAAGUGAGAAAACGGUAAGGUCCAAAUUGAGCAAAUUAUUUUUUACAGUUUUCUUGUAAAGAUUCAUUUAAUAAUAGGGCUUAAACUUAGCCCAUUCAUGAGUGCGACCAGGGCCUCUUUAUUUUUUUAUAAUGGCAUUUUUAAGUGCUUACUAUGUGCAAAGCACUGUUCUUAACCUGACCACAGUCCUAGAAUCUCCAGGGUUGUCGUGGAAGCCACCACUGGACUGUCAGCUCCUUCUGGGCAAGGAUCUUGUCUGCUAGUUUUGUUGCAUGGUACUC